Arthroderma uncinatum is the source of this 1443-nucleotide messenger RNA. RefSeq names its product phosphatidylinositol transfer protein CSR1. Bases 1 to 1443 code for a protein of 480 amino acids. NCBI's taxonomy places the organism in Eukaryota, Fungi, Ascomycota, Eurotiomycetes, Onygenales, Arthrodermataceae. The record is from RefSeq and is a predicted model, not a curated record. The transcript has 3 exons.
AUGCCGGAAGAAAACCCCACCGGACACAUUGGGAACUUGACGAAGGAGGAGGAAGAAAAACUGCAAGACUUUUGGAUUGCGCUUCUCAGAGUCUGCGGGGUUGUUGCGAGCGACGGUUCGGACACAGAUCAGCCGAAUGGCGGGAGUGUGACGCCCUCUGAUGCCAGCACUCCAGACCCCAAGAAGCCCAAGAAGAGAUUGGGCAUCUUUAGCAGGAAGAGUGAGAGUGUGAACGAGUCGCCAUCAGACAGUCCGGCGAACUCAAUUUCGAACUUGAAAAUAUGCGAUGCAGAAGAUAAAUAUGGCGAGACCAAGGAGUUUUUCGAGGCUCUAAAGGAUACGUCUCCGGAAGAUCUACGACUUGCGUUCUGGGACAUGGUCAAACACGAUCACCCCGAUGCACUGUUGCUCCGGUUCCUUCGUGCGCGGAAGUAUGACGUUAACCGCGCCUUGGUGAUGUUGGUGUCCGCAUUCAGAUGGCGAUCACAGACGAUGCAUCUCGAUGACGACAUCAUGGUCAAAGGGGAUAGUUAUAUGGAGGCGGAGAGUAAAAGCGAGGACCCGGCAGAGAAGCAAGAAGCUGAGGAUUUUGCAAAACUCCUUCACCUCGGCGAGAGCUUCAUCCAUGGUACCGACAAGCUUGGACGGCCUAUCUGCUAUAUCCGAGUGCGCCUGCAUCGAAUUGGGGCCCAUAACGAGGCCAGUCUUCAGCGAUACACCGUCUACCUCAUUGAGACGUCUAGACUGCUGCUACAAAGCCCGAUAGAAACUGCUGCCCUUGUUUUCGAUAUGACCGAUUUUUCAUUGGCAAAUAUGGACUAUGCCCCCGUAAAAUUCAUGAUCCAGUGCUUCGAAGCCAAUUACCCCGAAAGCUUGGGCAUGGUUCUCGUGCACAAGGCACCCUGGAUAUUCUCCGGCAUAUGGUCCGUUAUCAGAGGUUGGCUUGACCCCGUGGUCGCUGCCAAAAUCCAUUUCACGAAAACGACCGAGGACCUCGAAGCUCUCAUCCCGCGCAGCAACAUUCUCAAAGAACUAGGCGGCGACGACGAUUAUCAAUAUAAAUAUAUCGAACCGGUUGCGGGCGAAAACGAAAAGCAAAAGGAUACCGGUCGCCGUGACGAAUUAUUAAAGACGCGGAGAGAGAUAGCCAAGGAAUUCCAGAACGCAACGCUCUCCUGGGCAUCUUCCAGGUCUAACCCUUCGACAGACGGGGCAGCGGACAUACGCAAGACCAGGAAUGAGGUGGCGGACAAACUCCGCACCAACUACUGGCAGUUGGAUCCGUAUAUCCGGGCCAAGUCGAUGUAUGACCGUCUAGGCGCUCUCCCUCCGUCGAAGGAGGCCAGAGAACUAUCGUCUACACCACAGAUGUCGGAAAAGGCCAACGGAGAAACAGCUCCAGCGGCAGUCCCGGUAGCCGAACAAGCCAAGUUGUCAGCAUGA